This is a messenger RNA of Morone saxatilis (striped sea-bass), 1140 nucleotides long. RefSeq names its product transmembrane protein 255B. The coding region runs from base 1 to 1071 and encodes 356 amino acids. The transcript has 9 exons. NCBI's taxonomy places the organism in Eukaryota, Metazoa, Chordata, Actinopteri, Moronidae. The record is from RefSeq and is a predicted model, not a curated record.
AUGCAGCAGCCUGAAACCCAGCAGCCAACUCAGCAAACAGCGACAGAAAUACUGGAUCCAGCAGUUCAGUACCUGCGUCGGAGGAGAUCAGCUCUGUGGAUGACCGUGUCUCUGCUGCUUCUGGCUCUGGUGGUGCUGACUGUGGGUCUGAUCUCUGCCACUCGCACUGACAACGUGCCUGUUGCUGGAUAUUACCCCGGCAUCACCCUGAGUUUUGGAGCAUUUCUGGGCAUUGUUGGCAUCCACCUGGUGGAAAACCGCAGACCCAUGCUCGUGGCAGCGAUCAUAUUCAUCAGUAUCGGAGUCAUUGCGUCUUUCUUCUGUGCCAUUGUGGACGGGAUCAUCGCGUCAGAGUUCAUUGACACAAGGCCCUUGCAAGAGGACAUGUGUGACUUCUACGCCAGUGGAUCGGGAUAUGCCUACGACAGCUACUAUACAGAGGUGACGUGCCGUUCAUUCGACAAAGCGUGCAAGCUGAAACUGAGGAGCAACACCUGCUACUGCUGCUACCUGUACAACUGUGAGAGCUUAGAGUACCACACGCAGUACUAUCAGUUUACCGGGGUCAGCAGCUGCUGGGAUGUGAUCCACCUGCACCGUCUGCUGUGGGCCUCAGUGGUGCUCAACGUGAUCGGCCUGUUCCUGGGAAUCAUCACUGCCGCCAUCCUUGGAGCGUACAAAGAUAUUCAGAAGCCAACUCCGCAGAUGGCUCCCAGCCCCACACCACCACCCCACAUCCUGUACAACCCCAACCAGCACAUGCUCACCUACGCUGGCUUCUGUCCUUCGGGACAGACUCUGCCCGCCUACCCCAACUAUCCAAUACCCAUGCAGCACAACAACGGCUACCAGCCACCUGCUACUCCCCAGAUGAUCCCUGAUGGAGGCCCUGCAUCCAACUCCUGCCUGUCUGAGGAGAACCAGAACCAGCAGCCCUCUCAGGCUCCCACCCAGCCACAGCCUCAGGGAGCCACCCAGGAACCAGGGGGCUACAUGCUGACACCCAACGCUCCUGUCCUCUAUGGAUCUGCCUACAACCCCUUUGAGAAACCUCCACCUUACGCCUGCUGAGCCCUUAGAUAAACACAUGGGGCAUGUUGGAGAAAAAAUAUCUUGAUCUGGUCAGACUGAAUGUAGCAC